CUCAGGAAAGUGAAACUAGCUCUGUCCCCUCUCUGCUCCCAGCCAUGGCCGCUGAGAGCAGUGUAGAAAACCUCCGGGAUGAAGCGACCUGCUCCGUCUGCCUGGACUUCUUCAGGGAUCCGGUGAUGAUCAUGGGCUGUGGGCACAACUUCUGCCGAGCCUGCAUCACCCAGUAUUGGGAGGGGGCUGAGACAGACGUCACCUGCCCCCAGUGCAGACAGACCUUUCCCCAGAGGACCCUGGGCCCAAAUAGGCAGGUGGGCAAUUUAGUAGAACUAGUGAAGGGCCUGAGCGUGCGGUCGGCCGAGGGAGCCGGAGGGCAGCGAGUGUGUGGGGAGCACGGGGAGACUCUGAAACUCUUCUGCCAAGAUGAUGAAGCCCCCAUCUGUGUGGUGUGUGACCGAUCCUGGGUGCACCGAGCUCACAGCGUGGUUCCCCUAGAGGAGGCUGCCGAGGAGUACAAGGAAAAACUUCAGGCCCAUUUGAAGACUCUGAGGGAAAGGAGAGAAAACCUCCUGGGAUUGAAAUGGACUGGAGAAGGGAAAACCCAGGAGUAUCUGAAACAGGCAGGAGCCGAGAGGCAGAAGAUUGUGUCUGAGUUUCAGCAACUGCACCGGAUACUACUGGAACAAGAGCAACUCCUUCUGGCCCAGCUGGGAGAGCUGGAGAAGGAGGCUGAGAAAAUACAGAAAGAAAAGGUCAUCAAACUCUCUGAGGAGAUUUCCCAUCUCAGCGAGCUGAUCAGCAAGAUGGAGAGCAAGUUUGAGCAGCCAGCAAGUGAGUUCCUGCAGGACAUCAGAAAGACCCUGAGCAGGUGUGAAGAAGGGGAGAUCCCACAGCCGGUGCUAAUUUCUCCUGAGCUGGAAAGGAGACUCCAGGAUUUCUGCCAGACAACCUGUGCACUGACAGAGACUGGGAGGAAGUUUAAAGAAACUCUGCCAUCUGCCCUGGAGAAGAGAAGUGGGGAUGUACCACAGCCAUACACCAAGGUGACGGUGACUCUAGAUCCAGACACGGCUCAUCCCUCUCUUGUCUUCUCUGCGGACGGGAGAAGAGUGCAACGGGCAGAAACACGGCAGCAUCUGCCUGAAAAUCCUAAGAGAUUUGGUUCUGAGCCCUGUGUGCUGGGCUGUGAGGGAUUCAUCUCGGGGAGACACUGCUGGGAGGUGGAGGUGGGGCAGGGGUAUGGCUGGGCCGUGGGGGUGGCCAGAGAAUCUGUGAAGAGGAAGGGACUGAUCAGCCUUAGCCCCGAAGAGGGGAUCUGGGCUGUGCAGCGCUGUGGGGGUCAGUUCCAAGCUCUCACAGCCCCUGCUCCCACCCGCCUGGACCUGCGCCGGGCACCCAGCAGGUUGCGGGUCUGUCUGGAUUGUGCAGGGGGGCAGGUGUCAUUUCUUGAUGCUGACACCGGGGCCCCGAUCUUCACCUUCCCGCCGACCUCAUUUGCUGGGGACACAAUCCGACCCUGGUUCUGGCUCGAGCUGAGAUUUGGCUUCAGUGUCAAGCAAAUGGGUUUUUGUCCAGUCCAGCUGAGGCUGUGCCCCUGAGCCAGGCAUGGGAUGUUGCCCAGCAGUUGAUCACGUGGAUAUCUCCAGCCUUAUUCUAACUGGUCUCUCUUACCGUGGAGGACACCCCUCUGCUCAGCCCUCCCUUCCUUUCUUGGACUCGGGCGAUCUCUCUGUUCUUACAACAAGGCCAGGAUGUGUCCAACAGAUCAGUCCCUGCCACUGCUGAAGGGUCCCAAGGUGUAACAAGACUUUGGCUCUGGGGACAGCCAUUACAUGUUCUGGUGGCCGCAUGGCUUCUAUUCUGCUCCAGUUCUAGGGUACCCUCCCUUUUUCUUUCCUGCCAUGCCUUUGAUAGAAUAAUUGAUAUAGGAAAAGGGAAGGUGCCUGCAGGGUGAGCCCUGCUCUGGUUACCUGCUCGUGGAUUCUUUUUAGACCCCAUUGAUCUUACUCCAUCCUUUAUGGUAAGUGGAAUCCCUGACCUGUACGCACCUCCUAGAACACCAAAUGCUUUACGGGCUGUUCACAGCCUCCAACCUCCCCUGCAGGCUUGCAGGUGCUACCCCUUAUCCAUUAGUGGGGACUCGCCCCCAAUCUCUGCUUUGGUCUGUUUUGGUUUCUUAAGCCUUAUCAUUCUCUGCAACAAUUUGGGGUCAGGCUCUUUGCCUUUAUCAAUCUCUGCCUCUCUUGUGUUCUGGUCUGACCCCCUUAGAUCUGCAAUCUCACCCUCUACGGCUCUGCUCUUGCCCCUUUUAGGCAGUGGGCCCCGGACCAGUCUCUGGCUCACUCUCUCUUUCUCCCCAUCUCUCUGUCUCUCCCAAUGUCUCCAGUUGGGCCUCUGGCCCUGGUUCUCACCCUUUCUGGAUGGCUAAAGCCUUGUGCCUCUGUGGCACCCUGGGAUCUCUUUCUGGUCCACUAGUAAUAACCACCAGAAAAGAAUAAGCCCACUGGCUAUAACAAAAACUAAGCAAGCUGGCAGCAUAACCCAAAUAUGUCUUAUCCUGGGGUUUAGCUCCUUGUAAGCCUUCAGCCACUUACUCACAGUUCCUGUAGCCACAGGGUCUCAGUCAGUACCCCAAGCCACAGCCAUCUUGAUCCAGAGCUCCUUACCUGGCAGCCUUCAGGGCCCGACUGCCUGCUCUUUCUCAAGUCCUGUGUUUUUCUAGCUCCUAGGUACUAACCCUUUUUGUUCAUGUGACUUACCUGGUUGGGUGACUUACCUGCUGGCCUCAGCUGUUCUCCAGUUGGGCUUGCUGGCUUAAUUGCUUGGCAGCUUACUGCCCUGUUGAGCAGCUGCCGCAGCAGUGCCUUGCUUCCCCUGCAGGGUUCUGCUCAGCUGUAGUAUUGCAGAGCACUUAGCUCAGCAGUGGACUGCUUAUGGCUUGCAAACCCCAGGGAGCUGCCCUUUUGAAGCUCCUAAGGAGCAGCCUUCCCCAUCUGAGGCUCUCCAGGCAGUUGCUUCCCUCUCUUAAAGUAAGGGAAGCCCUAUGCUCCCUGUUACAUAGGCCUUUUGUCCUUAUGGUCUGUGGUGCAGGAAGGCUCCAGCAGGGCUGGCAGUGCAGUGUCCCCUAUAAGAAGUUCCCAGCUCUGGAGCAUUGGUCUGUCUGUGACUGGAGCAGCCCAGGGCUGGGGGCUCCCUGCAAAGUGCCUCUGGGCAUCCUCUGGCCAGGGAGGCCCCAGCUGGGGAUGUGUGCGAGGCACGCUGGGUCUGCCACUGGGGAGCUGCUGGGCUGGUUUGAGUUUGGGUGUUUUUCAUGAGGGCCCUGGGCUGGGGGUCCCAAGGAGCUGGAAGGAGCGAGGUCCCUUCUUGUAGGGGCAGAGGCUGAGAGGCUGAGACAGGGAAGGGGAGGGCAGUGUGGGACUGGAGAGUGCAUGGGCAGGGCCAAGAUUCAGGGGCAGGUUCACAGAUGGGAGCAAAAUGGUUGUGGGGUUUGGGAAAUAAGAGCUGUUGCUGCGUCAAGGACAGAAAAUGAAGGAAGUAGGAUUUGGGAGUGAGGGAAGAAGCUGGACGCUCCCAUUAUGUUUGAGCAAUUAAUACAGCCCUGUGCCUUAGGGUCUUAGUUGUAUCUCCCAUCCAAGAGCUCCUGCAACAGGCCCCAAGUCCUCUUCCUAGUCUAUCCAUAUGUAAGAGUUAGCACUAUUCUUGGGUUUUCAUGCCUACAAGCGAUGGCUAGAAAAUGACAUUUAAAGGUUUGCUUUUAGGAAUUGGCUGGCUUGUACGUGAAUAUAUAUAUAUAUAUAUAUAUAUAUAUUAGAAUAAUGGUUCCAGACAGUGUCAAGGGUUAAUUGAUUUCUAAAGGACUGGUUGUCACACAUACAGUUUUCACACCCUUCGAGGCAGACAGGGUGUCUCACUCAGGCAAGCAGCAAUGCCAACAGAUAUACACGUAGCCUGGGAAAUUAUGAGCGUAUACCACACUAUUCCAUAACAUGAGAUAAGUUGGCACCAGCUCCCAAGGCUGAAGAGUUGGGGCCUUGAGUGUUCUAGUUUUGGGGGAACAGACCAAAUUAUGAGAAGGCCCAGAAAGCCCAAAUUAGGAUGUGAUGGGUUUGUAAAACAAAAGAAUUUGCUGACACAAGAGAACAUGGACAGUAUGACGAUCACAGAAGGCCCAAUCGGUGAUGCCCAGGGAUGAAGAAUCAUCAGGAGGGAAAAAGAAUGCAAAAGCAGAGACUUCAGAGCAACAAAGGGUCCCUGUCCCUGAGAGGGGAACCUGAGGCACAUGGGCAUACCACCAGCCUGUCUCAUCCACCCCACUGGGGGGCAGGGGGAGGCCUUGGCCUCUGACCUCCAGACUACUGACAUCUGGCAUUCAAGAGAGAACCUCAGAGUGCAGCUCGCGUCCUUGCCAAACGUAUCUUGACUCUGAUGACAGCCCAGGAUUAGUAGCUAUAGAAUUGCUUGUAUUAUUCUUUGCUAUUAUCGCUGUAUAUAAAAAAAUAGCCUAUUAUCAAAUGGAAAGGACAUGGUCAGUCUGAGCGUUUUGGGUCCCCCCGGAACAAGGCACCUGGGUCCUGAAUCCAGUGCCAACAAGGAGUAGGAGGGAGUUCACCCAUCAAAGGCCUAAGCAGUAAUGCAAGAUACAACUUUAGUGUGGUUUGCAAGGGUGCCUGUCCAAGGUGCUCUGAUGUUUGGGAACAGACAGUGGUGAUGAGGCAGGGACAGUGGAGGUGUCAGCAGAGUGACCAGCAGAAGAAAGACAAAAUAGGUUUAUUUGUGUCUUUUUAAACUUAAAUCCAAUAACUGGAGAGUCCUGCAGGAAGGAGGAGAAGGGAUGCGAGGCCUGAUCUACACCAUGGAGCAGAGGAUUGUGGGGGACACAAAGAGGAAGGACCAAGGCUGGGACAAAACUGAUGGACAAAAUAGCCAAUGAAAGAAUCUGGAGAAAGGAGGAAAAGGGGAGAGGAGGGAAGAGAGUGUGAGAAGGAGAUUCCCAACAUGGUUCCCAGGGUGAGGCUGGUUCCCUAGUGCCAUGUAUUAGCACAUGGAUUUCCCCAUCCCUCCGUUAUGGGGUAACCAAAUCUGCAGUGAGGCCUUUCACAGACAUCUGCCUCCCCCCAAGUUGGGCAACUACUGUUAUGUUUGCUCUUAUAAGCAAAUAAAACCAAGCUACCAUA
Molecule: messenger RNA, 5120 nt
Organism: Alligator mississippiensis (American alligator)
Lineage: Eukaryota; Metazoa; Chordata; Crocodylia; Alligatoridae
Product: zinc finger protein RFP
Exons: 7
Coding region: 45-1544 (499 amino acids)
Molecular function (GO): zinc ion binding; protein binding
Source: RefSeq, a predicted model, not a curated record